Molecule: messenger RNA, 1480 nt
Organism: Momordica charantia (bitter melon)
Lineage: Eukaryota; Viridiplantae; Streptophyta; Magnoliopsida; Cucurbitales; Cucurbitaceae
Gene: HMT2
Product: homocysteine methyltransferase 2
Biological process (GO): S-methylmethionine cycle
Molecular function (GO): S-adenosylmethionine-homocysteine S-methyltransferase activity; zinc ion binding
Source: RefSeq, a predicted model, not a curated record
UACAGUUAAACCACUCUUCGAUAUCCUAACAGGCUACGGCGGCCGACGACAGAUUGCAAAUCGUCUGAAUCCUGAAUCGUACAAUAUUGCUUCCGACGUCUGCAAUGGGGGAGACCAGUUCCGAUACACUGUCAUCGGCGUUCAUGGCGGAGUUUCUGAGAAAAUCCGGCGGCAUCGCCAUAAUUGAUGGCGGUUUUGCCACGGAGCUUGAGCGACACGGCGCCGACCUCAAUGAUCCUCUUUGGAGCGCCAAAUGUCUCCUCACUUCCCCCCACCUUGUUCACAGAGUGCAUAUGGAUUACCUAGAAGCAGGGGCAGAUAUUAUCAUCACAGCAUCGUAUCAAGCCACCAUCCAGGGAUUUGAGUCCAAGGGAUUUUCAAGAAAUGAAAGUGAAUCCUUGUUAAGAAAGAGCGUCGAGAUUGCCUGUGCGGCACGGGAUAAUUAUUAUGUCAGAUGUAAUACAAGUACUUCUGAUGAGGCUGGAGAUGGUAAAAUUUUUAAAAAACGUCAAAUACUUAUAGCAGCUUCUGUGGGUAGCUAUGGAGCAUAUUUGGCUGAUGGAUCUGAGUAUAGUGGUGAUUAUGGUGACAGUAUUACAUUAGAAGUUCUGAAAGAAUUCCAUCGGAGAAGGGUUCAAGUGCUUGCAGAAUCAGGGGCUGACCUGAUUGCAUUUGAAACCGUUCCAAAUAAACUUGAAGCUAAGGCAUAUGCAGAACUGUUGCAGGAAGAAAAUAUAAGAAUUCCUGCAUGGUUUUCUUUCAACUCUAAGGAUGGUAUCCAUGUGGUUAGUGGCGAUUCUUAUUCUGAAUGCGUAUUGAUUGCUGAAUCAUGCAGAAACACUGUGGCAGUUGGAAUCAACUGUACACCACCCAGGUUUAUUCAUGGUCUAAUAUCUUCUAUUAAGAAGGUCACUACAAAGCCUAUAGUGAUAUAUCCAAAUAGCGGUGAAAGUUAUGAUGCUGAUCUUAAGGAAUGGGUGCAAAAUACUGGGGUCUCGGAUGAAGAUUUUGUCUCUUACGUAACUAAAUGGUGCGAAACUGGGGCAUCAUUAGUUGGAGGCUGCUGUCGAACCACUCCAAAUACGAUCCGAGCUAUUUACAGAACCCUUUCAAAGAGAUGAAGAAAACCAUUCUUUGGAGUAACCGUUUUAAUGUCGUUCAAGGAGCAACACAACAUCUGAGGCUGCUAGGUGAGUUCAAUUUGUUGUCCCUUGGAUUCAGAAAUAUGGCAGAGUUUAGCAAAUGGUAACCCUUUUCUUUCAUUAAAUUUGCUGGUAGGUCUUAAGCUGAUGAAUGUAAGGAUGGUUUCAUGUAAUUUUCUAGAAAUAAAAUAAUUAUGGUUCAAUCUUAUGAAUUGGAUCACUAUAGUUUGAGUUUAGUUUCAAUUUGAUCCCAAUAAUUUGUAAGUUAGUUUCAACACGGGGCACUCCAUACGGAGCAAGCAAGUCUUGGGAUAGUCUUAUACUUUUUGAAGUUUCAA